Enterobius vermicularis (human pinworm) is the source of this 420-nucleotide messenger RNA. The record is from the annotation of a GenBank genome assembly. NCBI's taxonomy places the organism in Eukaryota, Metazoa, Nematoda, Chromadorea, Rhabditida, Oxyuridae.
UUGGUUUCUUUUAGGUUACUUAACAGAGUGCUCGGAAAAUACUUGGUGUGAUGAUGCCCAGCAGAAACAUGAGAAUGGGAAAAAGCAUGAGCUUUGUAAUUUGAUCCACCUAUAUAAACACAUACAUACACACCAGAGGGGAAAAAAAAGACACAACUAUAUAAAUCUAAAUAUGCGCAUGUAUAUAUAUAUAUAUAUAUAUAUAUAUAUAUAUAUAUACCAUUUGUUAUAUUUAAAUUUAUUUUUAAAUGUCUUCUAUUAUAAAAUAUGGCCAUUUUUUGGCUCACGACAUUAUCAAUGCUUCAAAAAGACGUCUUUUUUUGGCAUCUUAGAACAGUUAGUUUUUUUGCUAAACAGCAUGCAGUACUUUGACAACAACCUGCUAAGAGGUCAUGUUUCAUUGAUAGUGGACAAAUAGCA